AUGUUGAAUUCAUUUAUUCGCAGUUUUCUAAAUAUUGAAAAUCCUCCAAAUAAAGUACUUGAAGUACAGUCGGACAAUUAUAUUUCAAGGCCUAUACAUUACAGGGAUGAUGCUAUGUUGCUUUAUGGACCGAAGUUACCACCCGAAGGUCGAAAUGCUAAAGAUAAAUAUUUUGAAAUUGUUCUACACAAACCUUUUACAGAAAGCUUGCAUCAGAUGUAUAGCUUGUUUCGAUCUGAAAAUCGCGAAACAUGUGAGGAAAGAUUCAUUGUGUACAAAGAAAAAAUACCACUUUAUAUUAAAAUAACUAAAGAAUGCACAGUAGCAAGUUUGCAAAGGAUUUGUGAUGUAUUAACAGAACACCAGUCAUGGUCCUUGGCACAUCUUAUUGCACACUUUGGCCAGUCUGAGCUAUUUAAUGAUCCAGAUUUGCAGAGGCUUAUAAAUGAUGUAGAUUCCGCAACAGGAAUGACUCCAAUAAUGAUAGCAAUAAAAGCAUGUAACUUGCGCUUGGUUCAGAGUCUUGUCAUGCUAAAUUGUACUCUUGAUACAAUUGACUUGGAGGGCAACAAUAUACUACAUUAUGCUGCAGCCAGUAAUAAAGAAAUCAUUAAUAUAUUAGCAAGUAGAGUAUCACCAUCCCUUAACAAAUACAACAAACAAGGCUACACUCCUCUACAUAUGGCCUGCCUCGCAAAUGCACCAGAUUGUGUGAGAGCCUUGCUAUUGGCCGGGGCAGAUGUUAAUCUUCCAGCCUCAAUGAAAUCUAUUGCAUCGACAAGUAAUACAAUUCCUGUCGAUAACUCAGUGAGUGAUCGAUACAUCAUAAGUGUAGUGACUAUGGAGUCCAAAUGUUUUUUGGCCGAUAUUCUGCCGGAUUUGACAAGUAUCGUCGGUGACGUCUUACAAGACAACCAACCUAAGUUAUUCCAACAAGAUAUGAAACGAGGCGGCACACCACUACAUUGGUCCAUAUCGCGCGAGGUGAUAGAGGCUUUAGCGGAUAAAAACUGCGAUAUAAACGCUCUAAACUUUGAUGGACGAACAGCCUUACAUAUAAUGGUUUUAAGGGGACGACUAGAAUGUGUAGUGGCUUUACUAUCUAUAGGCGCAGAACAUUCUAUAAAAGAUAAUGAGGGGAAUACCCCAUUGCAUUUGGCAGUGAAACAAACGAAUAUAUCGAUAGUUCAAGCGUUAAUAGUUUUUGGAGCGGAUUUAGAAGCAAAGGAUAAUUCUGGUGGCACGCCGAGGCAUGUAUUGCCCAAAGAUAUGAAGAAUAACGAUUUUGAUAGGAUUUUGUAUGUGUUGCACGCGGUUGGCGCUCAGAGAUGUUCAUCCGACAUGCCAGGCUGUGGCCCCGGUUGUUCCUCCAAAGGUGAAUAUAACGGUAUCCCACCACAGGCGGUCGCAAGGGCUACCACGAGGCAGGAGAUCAACGACAUGCUCAACGCGGCCACCAUGGCUAAAGCCGCCACUAUAGACCCUAGUGAGAAGCAAGGACGUCUACUCUGCCUUGACGGCGGAGGUAUUAGAGGGCUCGUCCUUAUACAAACACUUCUAAACCUCGAGGCGGCAGUUGGCAAGCCAAUCAUACACUGCUUCGACUGGGUCGCUGGUACCAGUACUGGUGGCAUAUUAGCACUGGCAUUGGCAAGUGGCAAAAGUCUAAGAGAAUGCCAGAGAUUAUACUUCAGAAUGAAAGAGCAUGCCUUUGUCGGUAUGAGGCCGUAUUCCUCUGAAACAUUGGAAGCUAUACUUAAAGAAUGUUUGGGUACCGAAACAGUGAUGGCAGAUAUAGAUUAUCCCAAGCUCAUGAUACUGGCCGUUCUCGCGGACAGGAAACCAGUGGACUUGCACAUAUUCAGAAACUACCAGUCCGCGCAGGAUAUAUUGAAUGAAUAUAAUGGUACAUAUAGCCCGCAGGCGGAGGCGGGGCUGCGCGACAGGGUAGUGCCGCUGCCGGCGCCGCCGCCGCCGGCCGAGCAGCUGGUGUGGCAGGCGGCGCGCGCCACCGGCGCUGCGCCCUCCUACUUUAGGGCUUCGGGCAGAUAUCUAGACGGAGGUCUCAUAGGCAACAAUCCCACGCUGGACGCUCUCACCGAAUUGGCGGAGCUCGGCCUGGCUCUAGAGGCUACAGGGCAACACGAAAAGGCUAAAAAGACUCGCCUUAAAGUCGUCGUGUCUUGUGGAACAGGUUUAAUCCCAGUGACAAUGCUCAAAGACAUAGACGUGUUCAAGCCCGAGGGACUGUGGGAUACGGCGAGGCUUGCCUUUGGACUUACAGCCAUUGGAGGCUUACUGGUCGAUCAGUCGACGCAAGCGGACGGGCGCGUGGUGGAGCGCGCGCGCGCGUGGUGCGCGGCGCUGGGCGUGCCCUACUACCGCUUUUCGGCGCAGAUGUCGCACGACGUGGCCAUGGACGAGCGCGGCGACGCGCGCCUCGUGCACAUGCUGUGGGAGGCGCACGCGCACAUGCGCGCCGCGCGCCGCCGCCUGCUCGACCUCGCCGCCGUGCUGCGCGAC
Messenger RNA from Brenthis ino (lesser marbled fritillary), 2523 nucleotides. The record is from the annotation of a GenBank genome assembly. NCBI's taxonomy places the organism in Eukaryota, Metazoa, Arthropoda, Insecta, Lepidoptera, Nymphalidae.